AUGCGCAUUCUUACGCUUUGCUGGCUGAGCACCUGUCUGCUGUCGACUGACGGCACGGAGAGCCCUCGAAAGCAGGGCGCUCUCGGGCCGGGGUCCGAAGCACUGGAACGUGAGGAAGCCGAAAGGUUAUUGCAGAAGUACAAGCUGACCUUCAGUGAGGAUGGCGAUGCGCUGCGACGGCGGGGCCAAGAUCUUGCCUGCUCCGCGUGCCAGCUGGCUGCAAAGCGCUUCCAGAGCAAAGUUGCAAGCAGAAUCAAAGGGAAAAUGCCUGAUGCAGAGAAGAAGACCGUCUUCCAACGCGGGCUAAGCACGGCCUGUGAAGAAGCGCAGUUCCCUCAGCAGCUGGCCGUUGUAGAGAAGGAAGGCAAGCAGUUCUACGUGGACUUUCAAGAAGCCCUGGGCAGCGCGCACGGGAGGGUCAAUGUGAAAGCCAUGAGUCCUGAGAUCAAGGCUGAUGUCAUAAACGGAUGCAGACAUCUACUCCAAAAAGAAUGGAAAGACAGCCUCUUGCAGAAGGUGCUUUCGACACCGAAAGGCGGUCGAGCCUCGGAUGUCGAUUUCGGGAAGCUGAUCUGCGGACCGAAGAUGUCCGCCGUUUGCGACGAGGAGGAGAGCGACGGGGACCGUGAAGAGGAUGAGCCGCAAAUUCUUCUGGUUUCAGCUGUCGGAGCCGCCGUCCAGCUUCUGGUGCAACUGGUUGCGUUUCCUUUGGCCUUCCCGGGGCAUGUACAUCCAGACGUUCUCAGGGAAGGGCUAGAUGAGUUGAUGGGGCGGAAGCUGUCCUCCGUGCCGUGGAUUGCCUUCACCUACUGGGUGUGCAACAUCAUUUUCAGUGUCUCGGCCCUGCGACUGGUCAGAAGGGCUUCGGCCUCGACGGUGGUCUUGGCGAACGUCGCAGCGCUUCCGCUGAGCGCCCUGGUUUUCUGCUGCCCGCUUCCUUUGCUGAAGCCACAGCAAUUUCGCUGGACCUUUGCCAUGAGCCUUCUGUUGGCGGCGAGCUCAGCACGGGCUUGGGGUUCGCGUGAGGGCAAGCGCUUGUGGAGAGUCAUGCCGGGCUAUUCUGACAAGGUUGCUGGUUGGUUUACUUUCGUUGCUGGCGUUUUCGCUGCGUGCCAGACGUACACGCAACAAGCCGUGGACGCUAACCCUGACAAGUCGAUACUGGUUGCGGCAGAGCAGUGCUUCACCGUUCUUAAACUCACGGGCAGUGCUGCGCAUGUGCUGUGCAUGUUCCCCUUCGACCCGGCUCUGGCAGAGACAAGAGGAGAGCAACGGGUCGCCAUGGCGGAGCUUUCCUUCCUUAGGCAGCGCGGAACUGAGAUAAUCGAAGGGGCAGGGCACGGCCAAGGACUGGAUUCUGUGCCGAAGCCGCCUCAUGGCGUUAGCCCGAAAGCUGAAGGCACCUAUGACGUGUCUUUACAGUUCUCACCAACGAAGGGAUGGAACCCGUUCCACCAGGAAACGUACGUGGUGGCAUUCCGGAAGGAAGGUGUAAACUGGUUGGAGCGGCCGUUCAAGCCGGGUGAGAAUCUCGAAGACAUGAGUGGGGAUGCCAAGAAAGGCAACAGAUUCAAGGCUACUGUGGACGGCCUGCCCAUUGGGACUCGGAUAACUUUUCGAGUUUGUGCUCUUUCCUACUGGGGACGCGGGCCAUGGAGCAGAGAGGUAUCCGUUAGCACGAUGGCUAAGCCAUCCAAAGACUUCGGGUGCACAGGCCCUCUCGGCCCAGCAAGAGAAAAAACAGGCAGCGACAAGAAACAGUACGUGUGGCUUCAGACGAGGAACGAGGUGCACAUCAGAAUACCUGUUGGCACAGAUGUUCGUGGCAAAGACGUAAAGUUUAAAGCUUUGCCGCUUCGUCUUCAAGUGGACCUCGCCGUCGGCGGCGAGACCUUGGAGCUGCUGCACGGUCAGCUGGCACACCGCAUUAAUUCGGAUGAUGCGACGUGGUACAUUGACGAGUCCAAGGAGGAGGGAAGGUAUAUCCAGAUAACCAUCUUCAAGCUGGAAGCACUGGACAGAUGGAGCCGGGUCUUUGAGGGUGACGAGCACCCGGAGAUCGACGUGCGGCACGUGCAGUGGUUUGUGGAUCCUUUGAACCCAGGCACGCUUGGAGAUCUAGACGAAUGGACGUCCGGCAGGACACCCGGGAGGCUGACUCGUCGGGGCCGUGCCAGUGAUGGAGUGGAUGAGUGA
This is a messenger RNA of Symbiodinium sp. CCMP2456, 2196 nucleotides long. Lineage: Eukaryota; Dinophyceae; Suessiales; Symbiodiniaceae. The record is from the annotation of a GenBank genome assembly.